UCUCUCCCUGCAGAUAGCCGCUCAGCAGCAACACAGACCACAACCAUGUACAAGCUGGUGGUGUUGUCCGCUCUGUUCGCCGCCGCCGCCGCCAGGCCCAGCGUGGGCCACGGCGCCGCCGGCCUGGCCUACGCCGCCCACGGCCUGGCCUACGCCGCCCCCGCCCUGGCCUACGCCGCCCCCAUCACCGGCACGGCCAUCACCAAGAACGUGCACUACGCCGCCACGCCCGUGGUCACCGGCUACUCGUCCACCGUGGUGAAGCCCAACCUGGGCGCCCUGGCCACUCCCGCCGAGAUCGUCUCCAAGCAGGCGGUCGUCGCCCCCGCGCGCUCCGUCGCCACCAUCACGCCCCAGGUGACGCAGGUCGAGCCCGAGGUCACCGUGCAGAAGGUGGCAGUCGACGUGCCGGUGCCGACCCCCGUCGUCAGCGAGGUCGAGGUCCGCGCCCCCGCCGUCUCCUACGCCGCCCCCGCCGUCUCCUACGCCGCCCCCGCUAUCUCCUACGGCGCCCACGCCAUCUCCUACGGCGCCCCUGCCGUGCACCUGAAGACCCUGGCCGCCGCCCCCGCUAUCUCCUACGGCGCCCACGCCAUCUCCUACGGCGCCCCCACCCUCUCCUACGCCGCCCCCGCCGUCUCUUACGGCGCCCCCGCCGUGCACGUCAAGACCCUGGCGGCGGAGACCGUCUGGUAGAGAGACGCCUCCGACCAAGUGGACCUCGCAAUAAUUUAAACUCGAAGAAAAUUUAAAAAAAAAGAAACCGUCUUUCGCUUCCGCGACGCCGUGUGUAUCAUGCGGCGUCGCAUGCGACUACUCAUCCUGUUAUAUAUAUAAAGUAUCCUGCGGCGAAAAUAAAUGUUUAUUUCCUAA
Messenger RNA from Bacillus rossius redtenbacheri, 873 nucleotides. RefSeq names its product cuticle protein 16.5-like. Bases 46 to 696 code for a protein of 216 amino acids. Lineage: Eukaryota; Metazoa; Arthropoda; Insecta; Phasmatodea; Bacillidae. The record is from RefSeq and is a predicted model, not a curated record. The transcript is spliced from 3 exons.